Phytophthora infestans T30-4 is the source of this 831-nucleotide messenger RNA. RefSeq lists its product as uncharacterized. The transcript is spliced from 2 exons. Gene Ontology annotation, molecular function: protein binding. NCBI's taxonomy places the organism in Eukaryota, Oomycota, Peronosporomycetes, Peronosporales, Peronosporaceae. The record is from RefSeq and is a predicted model, not a curated record. The coding region runs from base 1 to 831 and encodes 276 amino acids.
AUGCGUUGGAUACGCGUCUGGUUGGUGUCGGCACUGUUCGUUGAUGUCCCAGCGGCACUAGUCCAGGUGAAUCGACAAGUCUACGCAGAGCUGCAACGUGUGGCACCUGGGAAUCCAGGCUCUGCCGAUGCGUUAGUCUCCUGGUCAGCCUUGGACAAUGCGCUCGAGGCCUCUGGCGGUACUGCUAGUGUCGAAGCCUACGAAGUUCAGUACGCAGUGUCUGGGUCAGGCGUCUGGCAGUCGCUGGGGGAUUCACUGACCGGAUUUCGCGUCGACUUGGGUGCUCAAGCCACGGAACACGUGCCCAAGCAGCGUAUUUUCACUCGUGCAGACGAUGGCGAGUCCAUCAACGAUGGGUAUUUCCGACUUGGUUUGUCGUAUGAAGGCUCCAGUCCGAGUAUCCUGGGCGGACGAGCUACUGCUGGUGUGGUGACGCCUCCGAUCGCUUUUGACGCCAGUGCAGACGCCAUGAAGACAGCGAUCGAGUCUCUGGAGCAGGUCACACAGGUGCAGGUGGAGAGGAAUGCGCUGGACGCUGAUGGAGCGUUCGAGUGGAUCAUUCUCUUUGAUCUCGUGGCGUACGACGGCGAAGAUCCGCUGCCGUUGCUGUCGCUGUAUACAGAGACGGUGUCAGCUCAGUGGACUGGAGACGGAGACCAAGUAGCUGUUCAGUAUCUGCGCAUGGCUCCGAGUUCUCCUGGUCGACAUCGACGUAUUUGCUCGGAUGAAUGCAGCUACCAAGUCACGGGACUGCAGACUGGUCGAGCCUUCAGCUUCCGUGUUCGAGCGCAGUAUUCUACCGCGAGCUCCUUCAACCCCCCGAGCUACUAG